Molecule: messenger RNA, 2031 nt
Organism: Drosophila subobscura
Lineage: Eukaryota; Metazoa; Arthropoda; Insecta; Diptera; Drosophilidae
Gene: rho-4
Product: protein rhomboid
Exons: 4
Coding region: 355-1608 (417 amino acids)
Cellular component (GO): membrane
Molecular function (GO): serine-type endopeptidase activity; calcium ion binding
Source: RefSeq, a predicted model, not a curated record
UGUUAAUAUUUCUCGCUCGGAAAGGUUGUGGUUUUCGCGGGUUUGACCAUUUUUUGUUGUAGUUUUUUUUUGGUUCGGGCUAAGCGGCAUCGUUACCUGUCCAUUAGCUGAUUUUUUGUUGGUGUGUGUGUGUGUGAAAGCGUUCUUGGUGCCAACGCUAUACUUUUUAUGGCCGAAUGUUAAUCUUAUCGCAAAUCAAACUGCGAGCAUGAGUCCGCAGAGGAAAUUGAAUUAAAUUUCAGUCUCGCAUUCGUACGCCCAAUUUGGAACUCUACUCUUAGUGGUCCUGCUGCUGAUCCCGCAAAGAAGCAACGAUCGACCACAACAAUCCAUUAGGAGAGUUCCACCACCACCAUGCCUGUGAAGACGGUGUCCCGCCAGCAGAGCCAGACGCCCGCCCAGCAGCUGCAGCAGCAGCGGCAGCGGGAUGUUGAAAACGGCCUUUAUCCAAAUAUCCCGCCCGAGCGAAGAUCGCCGCCCUCGCGUCCACAAACCCUGCGCCAGGACACCAUCGACAUGGAGGAGAUACCCCUCAAUCAGGCAAUAUCGCAGGAGCCGGAGGAUCGGCGCAAAAUGAGGGAAGUUUUUGACAAGCACGAUUCCGACCGCGAUGGACUGAUUAGCACACACGAGCUGAAGGGGCUCAUUUCGGAUGGCUAUUGCCGGGACAUACCCGCCUAUAUAGCCGAGCAGAUAUUGCGCCGCAGCGACACGGACAACGAUGGGCAUCUGGACUUUGAGGAGUUCUACACGAUGUCGCUGCAUCACAAGUGGAUGGUGCGCAAUCUCCUGGCCAGAUAUUGCCGAAUGGUGGUGCCGCCGCCCAAGCCACUGGAGGGCGAUGAGCCGGAUGGUGCCUACGAGAAGCAAAUGUCCAUCUGCCCGCCGCCCCUCACCAUGGUGAUCUUUUCGAUCAUUGAGAUCAUUAUGUUUCUGGUGGACAUUAUACACUUUCAGGACGAUCCGAACCACAACGAUCGACUGGGCGAGAGCACCAGCGGGCCGGCGGCGACGCUCUUCAUCUACAAUCCGUACAAGCGGUACGAGGCUUGGCGCUUCGUCAGCUACAUGUUCGUCCAUGUGGGCAUUAUGCAUCUGAUGAUGAAUCUGAUUAUUCAGAUAUUUCUGGGCAUUGCCCUGGAGCUGGUGCAUCAUUGGUGGCGCGUGGCGCUUGUUUAUUUGGCCGGCGUGCUGGCCGGCUCCAUGGGCACAUCCCUGACGAGUCCGCGCAUCUUUCUGGCCGGCGCCUCCGGCGGUGUUUACGCUCUGAUAACAGCCCACAUUGCCACAAUCAUAAUGAACUACUCGGAGAUGGAGUACGCGAUAGUGCAGCUGCUGGCAUUUCUCGUCUUUUGUUUCACCGAUUUGGGCACAUCCGUGUACCGCCAUCUCACCGAUCAGCAUGAUCAGAUUGGCUACGUGGCGCAUUUGUCGGGUGCCGUGGCCGGCCUGCUGGUGGGCAUCGGUGUGCUGCGCAAUCUGGAGGUGCGGCGCUGGGAGCGCAUCCUCUGGUGGGUGGCCGUCAUCUUUUACUUCGCGCUCAUGACCACCGGCAUCAUCAUACACAUCUUUGUGCCCGACUACUUCCCCAAGCAGGACUACAACUGAGAUGCAUAGCCUUAAGUCGUCGUACCCUUAGCCCUAGAUCUAGAUCUAGCAUCUACACACGCACACACACACACACACCGACACACACCCCCUCCAAGUGCACUUAAUGUGGCAGAUGACCGCUGUACAGCACGCACAAUGCUUUAAGCCCUGUCCUACCGCUCUACUGGGCCUUGUCUGUGUGUGCGUGUGUGGUGUGCUGCAUAAUUUAUUUUCUUACGACUAAUUUUGAUGCCCUUUUGCCGAGAGAGUCGUGCCGACUCACUCAGAGACCAACCGUCCAUUUAGAUGGAGUCUGUAUGUACAGAUAUAUACGUAUUAUAUAUAUAUAUAACUAUAUAUUCUCGAUCGUCAUGACGAUGCAACGAAGCUACGAUUUGAAUGCCCCAUUUCCCCAUUUCCCGUACAUCCCCCAACAGAGAA